UCAGCAUCAUGGCUGUCAGUAUAUAUUUGAAACUUGAACGAUGCGCUUCCUUUCGUCACGUUGGUUUUUUUUAUUUGUGUAUUUUGACGAAAAUGAUUUUGCGUGCGAUUUUAAGUGUUUUAAAUUAUGGAAUGGAUUGGAUGCAGUGACGUGAUAUCGUGAUAUUUGGAAAAGAAAAUGGCAUCCCACAAAAAGAAUUAAAGGAACAUCUAUACAGCAACACGUGAACAGGCGAAAAUGACAUCAAGGUUGGACCGUCUCUUCGUGUUGCUGGAAGCUGGCACCGGUCCAGCAACUCGGCGCGCUGCAGCUAGGCAACUGGGUGAGGUGCAGAAGGCACACCCGGAAGAACUCCAUCGGCUGCUGGCAAGGCUUAUGAAGCACUUUCGUUCGCCAGCAUGGGAGACUAGGAUUGCUGCUACGCAGGCAGUUGAAGCGAUUCUAUCAAACGUCCCGGAAUGGCAUCCAAAUUUCACUGGUUGUAAAGAAGAAGAUCAGAAAGAGGAAGAGGGACUCAGUCUUCUACGAUGCGAGACAUUCGACAUAGAGAGGGUGUUGGAACAUGGCGCUCAUCUUAUGGGCUCCGAGGGACAUGAGUACGAGAUGGAGGAAGAGCCUCAAUCAGCAGCAGAAAUGCAAGAGCGGUUAGCAAAGCAACGUCAGCAGUUGAAUGCUCGCCUUGGUCUAGAUAUGGCGGCGACCUUGGGUGUCGAUCUCACCUCAGUUUACACCAACGAAGAUCUCUGCCCAGUCAAAAUUGAGAAGCCAAAUAAGACGAAUGUCGUGAGGAGGCCAAUUCAGGAGGUGCUUCCAACGAAGGCGUUAAGUUCUCGAGAGAUGAAUGUAGCUAAGCGCAAGGCGCGAGCGGCUUUUAGUAAGCAAAAGUCGAGGGAUUGCAGUGAGAGGGAUGAGACGAUGCCCCCUGAGGAGCCAGAUAAGAAGAAGAUCAAAAUGGACCCCGUUGAGGAUUAUAUCUUUGACAGUGGCGCCGGUGUCCCCGAGCGUGGUGGUGGGUGGGGUGACUGUACGCGCUGGCCUCUGGAAGGCUGGUGUGGGGCAUUGCAGACCCAACUGUUCAGUGGGGCGUGGGAAGCCCGCCAUGGAGCAGCAUCCGCUCUAAGGGAGCUCUUAAAGGCACCCCUAGCUGCAUCCGCGUACGCUGCUCGCUCGCGUAUACCUGAGACGCCCGAACAGUUAGAAGAAUGGCAUCACGAAUGGUUGGAGGACAUGGCGUUGCGUCUUCUCUGUGUGCUGGCUUUGGACCGAUUUGGGGAUUUUGUCUCGGACCAGGUGGUAGCCCCAGUACGAGAAACAUGCGCGCAAACAUUAGGGGUGACACUCGCUCAGAUGCGCGCGCCUCGUGUGAAGGCAGUUGCGGAGAGGGUGGCAGCCCUAGCCUCGCAGAAGCAAUGGGAGGCAAGGCACGGGGCUUUAUUGGCUUUCAAAUACUUGUUAGCUGCUAGACAGGAAGUGGCUGUAGAUAGCGGAGCCCUAGAACACUUGAUAGCUGGUCUGGAUGAUACAGCUGAAGAUGUGUCAGCUGUGGCAGCCGGUGCUCUUGUCCCAGCGGCGCACGCGUUGGCCCGAAGUCGGCCUGAUGGUGUUCCGAGAUUGGCAGCACGACUGUGGCAGUUGCUGCAUGAGCAGGAUGACCUGGCGUCGCCCGCCAACUGUUAUAUGGCACUGCUGGCUGCAUUGAUGGCGCUGCCCACCGCUGCUAUCCUUUUACACCCUAUUGAUCUCGCAGACGUCCUUCCACGGCUAUGGCCAUACCUCGACCAUUCCACCAGUUCGGUUCGUAAAGCGACACUUCAAACUCUCCGAACGUUAACCAAACCUCUAGUCAUCACAAACGGUCAUAAUGAAAUGCGUGAAAGUGCAGAUGAAAGCGAAUGGCUGGCCUGGACACCGGAAUUGCUGCAAGCCACUAUGAGGCACAUUUAUCAGCGAAUACUGUUCGAACAUGUCCAUGAAAUUCAAGAGAUUGCUUUACAGGUGUGGGAAAAUUUGCUAAGAUUCGCGUCUUUGAGUGUGAUCUUAGUAGCCGCUUGUCCCAUGUUGGCCACUUGGAUGUGUCUCGCUAUGCAGCCCGCUAAGUUGCCAGUGGAGCCAGAUUUGCUCCUAUAUACACCUCCCAAAGAGCGUCGACCCCGUACUACCUCUCAGUCGUCCCUAGGCGAGUGUGAAGAGAGCAACGAUACUCGUCCGUCUCAGAAAUGGUUGUUGGGCGGUAGUGAGACGCAACCGGGUGCGUUGCGCGAGCGCAAUGUGACACGCGCCAGGGUACUUGCUGCCAAAGUCUUAGGUUAUUUAUCGUGUUAUCUAGUCCAGCCGGCCCCCGGCAUAGAGUAUAAAGUGGAAGAUGAAAGUCCUAUAGAUUGUUAUACAAAGGUGAUGGUGGUAUACCUUCGCGGAGGCAGUGCCCUUCAGCGUACGGUGGCGAGUCUGGUGAUAUCGUCUUGGGCCACUCAUACUGUCAAAUACAAGCUAUUUCCUCCCGACAUGCGAGACGAUACACAGGCGGCAAACGACAAUGACGUGUCAAAACUUGCGCCGCCAUUACUGGUGUCAACUUUGCACACAGCCCUCAAUCAAGUGCUGUACUAUGACGAAGUUGCGUUGAAUUGUAAUAGGAUUCUCCAAGAGGCUCGCGAUUUGCUAGCAAUGAUGAAGCAUUACAAAUUGGCGGUCGGAGAGGAGUUUAAUAAUAUACUUAGAUUGGAACAGGUGGCACAAAUGACGACAGUGACUGAACGAUUAAUUGCGGGAAUGAAGAUCAAGCGAGUCUCUUCCAGUCUGGAAGAACGUCGAGCGGCGCUGCAUACUGCCGUCACCCAGUGCUCUAUAGACCAGAGCGCAUUGAAUAUAUCGGUCCAAGCAGCAGUGAGCGGUGCAGUGGCAACACUCCGAGUGUUGCCAGAGAAGCUAAAUCCCGUGGUCCGACCUUUGAUGGACAGUAUUAAGCGGGAAACGUCAGAGGAACUGCAAGCUGCGUCUGCGCAGACAUUGGCGCAUUUAUUGGCAACCCUUCAGCCGAGAGAGUCCUGUCCCAACAACAAAGUUCUUGUUAACUUAAAGGCUUUUUUACGAUGCGAUCCAGAGUUUACGCCUCGAAUAUCGCUGGAUAUAUUGGAGAAGGCCGAGGGUGAUUCUGGUAGUGGCGAUAGUGGUGCCGAGAAUAAGGAAGAGCAUGCGAGUCAGCUGCCGCCAUUGGACAAAUACAACGGCAUCGUGACGUUACGCGAGCAACAGCGAAGUGCGGAGCGCGUAGUUCCAAGAAGGGGUCGUCCGCCUGCAAACAACGCGCCCAUUGAGUUGGGCCUUGAACAACUCUUUCCUAACGAAGAUCAGGCUCGAAAAUUGCUUCGCAUUCAAAGGCGAGGCGCAAUGAUGGCUCUAACUAGUCUGGCUGAAUAUUUUGGCGAUGAUCUGCCAGAAAAGCUACCCAAGCUCUGGGAGUUUAUUACUGAGCCAUUUGAGAAAGUUCUCACUGAUGCCGAACUUGAGAGCAUGGAAGUAGAGGUUGGUGACGAAUUGAUAUCUCGUCUUCAAGUGGUGGAAGCAGUUUGCGGCGUAUUAGGGAAAGGGGCGUGGUCGCAAGUGGCGGGCGGGGUCCAGGCGUGUGCUGCCCUGACACGGUCGCCUUACACAGCCCUGAGGCAUAUGGCAGCAAGAGGCCUGGCUGCAAUGGCUAAAAGAGAACCACAUGUCGUCAUGGAUGUGCUUAUACAAGAGUUAAUAGAAUCGCUGAGCGAAGGCAGCGAGUGCGUCCGUUGCGGGGCGGCGGAGUCCCUCGCGAGGUUGGUCGACACGCUGCAACUGCAACUGGUUCCUUACAUCGUCCUAUUAUUGGUGCCGUUAUUAGGCCGUAUGAGCGAUCAUAACGAGUCCGUUCGCGUUAUGUCGACGCGUUGCUUCGCCACUCUCAUACAACUUAUGCCCUUGGAUGGUGCUGUUCCCGAGCCCCCAAAUUUAUCACCUGAACUGAAAGCCAGAAGACAACGCGACCGUACUUUUAUCGACCAGCUCUUCAACCCCAAGUCGAUCAAGGACUAUAAGAUACCUAUACCAGUGUCUGCAGAGCUUAGGAGUUAUCAACAGGCUGGUGUUAAUUGGUUACGAUUCCUGUAUGAGUACAAGCUUCAUGGAGUACUAUGCGAUGACAUGGGUUUGGGAAAGACGCUCCAAUCGAUCGUGGUGGUGGCAGGAUCGCACUAUGAGAGAGCUCAAUCGGGUGCACCUUCGUUGCCUUCACUAGUCGUGUGUCCGCCUACACUUACUGGCCACUGGGUAUUCGAAGUGAACAAAUUCAUAUCAACGAAAUACCUGAAACCGUUGCAGUACGUUGGUCCGCCCGUUGAACGAGAACGUCUACGCGGACACGUACGUCGGUACAACCUUAUCGUAGCCUCAUACGAUAUCGUUCGAAAGGAUAUUGAUUUCUUUAGCUCGAUUAAAUGGAAUUAUUGCGUGCUUGAUGAAGGACACGUAAUUAAGAACGGGAAGACGAAAGCGUUUAAGGCCAUCAAGCAAAUCGUCGCUAAUCACCGGCUUAUACUGUCCGGAACUCCUAUUCAGAACAACGUCCUGGAACUAUGGUCCCUCUUCGAAUUCCUGAUGCCAGGUCUUCUUGGAACGUCUCGUCAGUUCACAGCCCGAUACUCCCGGCCCAUCUUGCAGGCUCGGGACCCUCGAGCUACACCGCAUCACUUGCAGGCCGGGGCUCUAGCAUGCGAACAGCUGCAUCGACAGGUGCUACCGUUUCUCCUCCGUCGCGUCAAAGAAGAGGUGCUCCGCGAAUUACCACCGAAGAUCACUCAGGACUACUAUUGUGACCUCAGCCCUCUGCAAAAGUCUUUGUACGAACACUUUUCGAAACGGCACAUGACACCCGACGCCGCACAUUCAAGGAAACACGUGUUUCAGGCUUUGCACUAUUUACAAAAUGUAUGCAACCAUCCCAAGUUGGUGCUGAAUCCGGAACACCCGGAAUGGACGCGGGUUCAAAAACAACUUGCCUCACAACGGUCCACACUCAACGACAUCUCGCACAGUGCUAAACUACCCGCACUUAAGCAAUUACUUCUUGACUGCGGCAUCGGUGUAGCGAAUUCAGAAAGCGGCGACGCAGAAGGAACAGAAGGGGAACUGUGUCGCGUGGUCUCUCCUCAUCGCGCCCUAAUAUUCUGCCAACUCAAGGGCAUGUUAGAUAUCGUCGAACGAGAUCUUUUGCGAUCACAUCUUCCAACUGUGUCGUACUUGAGGCUGGAUGGAUCCGUGCCUGCGCAUCUCCGACAUGAUAUCAUCGCUAGGUUUAAUAGCGAUGUCUCUAUUGAUCUACUACUGCUGACAACAAGUGUCGGUGGUCUCGGUCUAAACCUGACGGGAGCGGAUACGGUGAUAUUUGUGGAGCACGACUGGAACCCCAUGAAGGACCUUCAGGCCAUGGAUCGGGCGCAUCGUAUCGGUCAGAAGAACGUCGUCAACGUAUAUCGCCUCGUUACUAGAGACACGCUCGAAGAAAAAAUAAUGGGCUUACAAAAGUUCAAGCUGAAAACGGCCAACACGGUCAUCAGCAGUGAGAAUGCAGCCAUGGAGACAAUGGGUACCGAUCAGCUCCUCGACCUGUUUCAGCAAUCCGGAAACCCUGGUACUUCCAGCAAUGCCAGCAGUACCAGCAAACCCUUGCUGGAGACUUUGCCAGAACUCUGGGAUGAUAAGCAGUAUGAAGAGGAGUAUGAUAUGAGCAAUUUCAUUCGCAGUCUCAAUCAGUUUAAAGAUUAAUUGUUUGUUCUUAAUUCUUCUUGAUGAUUCGUUUCUUUUUGUAUACUAGUGUUGGAUUGGCACAAUAUUUAUGGCGGACAUUAUUUAAAAGCCUUUAAAUUUAAAACCAAUUGUAUUCACUGUAAAAGGAGACAGUAAUUUUAUUGAUUAAAAAAAAUCUCACAUUUUAAGCAAUACUUAAAUAAAGAAGGAAUUUAGUUUUUAUAAGUAUGACCACAGUUUGUCUCUAGAUAUACUGAGACUGGAUAUUAUGAAAAAGUUUCAUUCAGUUUCUACAGCUUUAAUACUUGUCAAUUAUUCUCGCAAAUUAUAUUUAUUCAAGAGAAACGUGGUAGAGGCUGAUUUUGUGAUUUUUUUUCAAAACAAUAGUUCAUCUAUUUUAAAAUAUCUGUGACAAUAUAAAAAGAGUGUGUACUUAUGUACACGCGUUAGA
Molecule: messenger RNA, 6217 nt
Organism: Pieris rapae (cabbage white)
Lineage: Eukaryota; Metazoa; Arthropoda; Insecta; Lepidoptera; Pieridae
Gene: Hel89B
Product: TATA-binding protein-associated factor 172
Exons: 35
Coding region: 238-5784 (1848 amino acids)
Molecular function (GO): ATP-dependent chromatin remodeler activity; ATP hydrolysis activity; ATP binding
Source: RefSeq, a predicted model, not a curated record